GUGGGAUUUCAAAAUGGCGUUCUUGCUGCGGGAGGUUGUUAUAAGUUAUGUAGUCGUCCACUGUUCUUAAUAGGCUGAGUAGUCAUAUUUUUAAUAAUACAUUUGUAUGAUAAUGUAUAACAUGAGGGGUUUGUGCUUGUGCGCCAGGGGAGCGUUCACGUUUAGUGGCCGUAUCGGUGUCAACACCAGAAAAAACACCGGCCCGUAUUUUUGUACAACUUUGCUUUCUGCUGUUUCAGAUCCAGCAGGGAUUCGUGUCAGGAUGUACAGUAAGGUAACAGGUCGAGACGUCCCGGAACAGUUUGUGUGCUAUCCCCUUCCCCACAGGUCCCUGUUAAAAAUCCAGGGACAGGACACAAGUCCGUUUCUUCAGGGGAUUAUAACCAAUGACAUGAAGCUGCUGGAGGAGCCUGGACUCAGAGCCAUGUACUCACAUAUGUUAAAUGUACAAGGAAGAACACUAUAUGACAUCAUGUUGUACAGUCUUAAAGAAGCUGAUGCAGGAUGCAGUGUUUUCCUGGAGUGUGACAGCACAAUUAAGGACUCAGUCUUGAAACAUUUGAAGAUGUACAAGAUCCGCAGAAAGGUCAACAUUAACCCCUGUCCAGAGCUUUCUGUAUGGGCAGUGCUCCUCAAGCGAAAAAAUGCAAGUCAAGGAGAACCCGGUAAAUCUGAGCUUUCUUCCCCUGAAAAAACUCUGGUAUGGGAGGCUGAUCCUCGAACUCAGGAAAUGGGCUGGAGAUUGGUGUUGGACAGUCACGUUGACCCCUUGGAAAUCAUUACAUCGUGUCAGAAAGGUGACACAAAGGAGUAUCACAGACAUCGCUAUGCAAUAGGACUUCCUGAGGGAGUGCAGGACCUUCCUCCUGGAGUGGCACUACCACUAGAGUCAAAUCUUGACUACAUGCAGGGCAUAAGCUUUAGCAAGGGCUGUUACAUUGGGCAGGAGCUCACAGCCAGGACUCAUCACACUGGGGUGAUUCGGAAACGCCUGAUGCCGAUACGCUUGUCAUCUCCAGUCCAAGACCUUGAGGAAGGUGCCACACUGCAAACACAAUCGGGCAAGCCAGCUGGGAAGUACCGAGCAGGGGUAGGAGAGCUGGGUCUGAGCCUAAUCCGCAUGGCUCAUGCCAAAGAGGUGUUGAUGCUCAAAUCUUCUAACAAUACAACUGUGACACUCGAGGCCUCUGUGCCAGAAUGGUGGCCUAAAGACAACUCAGUCAGCUGAAGAGGAGGAUGUUUUACAGCUCCAAAAAAUGUGACAUAUAUCACAUCUGACAGACUUCUCAUAAACAGAACCCUUAAGGACAAUAUAUGUUGUCAUUACCUUAACACCUGUAUGGCAUUAUUUGUGAGCAUUUUUGUUUUGUUUGCAAUUAACAUACUUUUAAAGGGAUUUUUUUCUAAUUGUAAAGUAUUAUGCUCCACAGAAUUAUGUUUUUUUU
This is a messenger RNA of Monopterus albus (swamp eel), 1445 nucleotides long. It is a transcript of the gene iba57, whose product is annotated as iron-sulfur cluster assembly factor IBA57. Gene Ontology annotation, molecular function: protein binding. Gene Ontology annotation, biological process: iron-sulfur cluster assembly. The coding region runs from base 107 to 1228 and encodes 373 amino acids. Gene Ontology annotation, cellular component: mitochondrial matrix. The transcript is spliced from 3 exons. The record is from RefSeq and is a predicted model, not a curated record. Lineage: Eukaryota; Metazoa; Chordata; Actinopteri; Synbranchiformes; Synbranchidae.